Sclerotinia sclerotiorum 1980 UF-70 is the source of this 1299-nucleotide messenger RNA. RefSeq lists its product as hypothetical. Lineage: Eukaryota; Fungi; Ascomycota; Leotiomycetes; Helotiales; Sclerotiniaceae. Gene Ontology annotation, molecular function: DNA-binding transcription factor activity; FAD binding. The coding region runs from base 1 to 1299 and encodes 432 amino acids. The record is from RefSeq and is a predicted model, not a curated record. Gene Ontology annotation, biological process: regulation of DNA-templated transcription. The transcript has 4 exons.
AUGCCCAACUUCAGAGUCAUAAUCGUAGGCGCUGGUCCCGUCGGCCUUACAACAGCGCAUGCUCUUUCCAAAGCUGGGAUCGACUUCGUGGUGCUUGAGCGACGACAGGUGGUUGUCCAGGAUGUAGGUGCAAGCCUAGUUUUGGCGCCUCAAAGUCUUCGCGUUAUGUCGCAACUAGAGCUUCUGGACCAAUUAACCGCUAUCAGCACGGAGCUGGUGCAUGCUACAAGCUACACGAUGGAUGGGAAGAAAUUCAAGGAAGCCUGGCCAUUUGAAGUCAUGAAACAGAACCAGACGCGUCAACUUAUGCGAAGUCUAACUCUCAAAACUUCGCCAGAAGACACUGUUAACGAUGAGGAGCCCUUCACAACCGAGUAUCGCACAAUGUGGUGCACAUUUCCCAAGCCAGAAGAUUCGGAGAUUGGCUUAGGGAGCACAAGUGACGGGAGCAAUGCUUCGGUUCAGUACUUAACCAGUAAGGACCGUGCCUGGAUCUUUGUCUACGAACAUCUGGAGAUGCCUACGAAGAAGAGGGCAUGGUAUAGUCAGGAAGAUGUCGAAGCAUUCGCUGCCGAGCAUGCCGAAAUGCCUAUCAACGAUCACCUCAAGGUUAAGGACGUCUUUGCCAAAAAGUACCAUGCAGGCAUGGCGAAUCUGGAGGAAGGGAUUAUCGAACACUGGAGCUGGGGCCGCAUUGUUCUUGUAGGUGACGCGGCACACAAGUUCACCCCAAAUCAUGGGCAGGGACUCAAUAACGGCAUUCAGGACGCUGUUGUUCUGGUCAACGAGUUGCAUCGAUGUAUAGAAUCUGUCGGAGCCAGUAACCAGCCUUCCAAAGAGGAGCUAAGCAUUGCAUUUCAACGCUAUCAGUCUACCCGCACGGAAUAUGUGAAGGCCGAUUACAACCUUUCCGCAACGGUGACCCGGAUGUCUGCUUGGCCUAACUUCUGUGAAUUCUGUGGAGUUAUCUCGCGUCGCCGAGCUCAGAACCGCGCAUCACAACGAGCUUUCAGGGACAGAAAGGAAAAGUAUAUGAGGGAGCUGGAGCAACGACUGAGAGAACUCGAGGGCCGCUAUAACGUUCUUUCCAGGUUAUAUGAAUCGCUACAACUUGAAGUUACUAGUGUCAAGCAAGAGCUAGACAGGAUGGGCAAGGAUAACAGCAGAGUCGAGAGCUCAACAAGGAAUUGCCAAGUGAGGGAGUGGGAGGAGUCCAAAAUCGAGAUCCUAGAUCCUUUUUUGUUUCAUGUUUCUGCGUUUUGCUUUGUUGAGGAUCAUGGACAAGGUUGGAAAGAAUGA